This is a messenger RNA of Parascedosporium putredinis, 2820 nucleotides long. NCBI's taxonomy places the organism in Eukaryota, Fungi, Ascomycota, Sordariomycetes, Microascales, Microascaceae. The record is from the annotation of a GenBank genome assembly.
AUGAAUGACGAAAGGAAGGAUUUCAAAGUGACAAAGUGCAUCACUGCGCGCGUGGGGUACUUACAGAUGGAAUGGGGUCUUUCCCCGUAUCGUCUAGGCCUGCGCACGAGCGACGCCGGGGAGCACGAGGCGAGGAGCACCAUAGAGGAGGCCGAGAAGGAUAUUCCCGCCUUGGGCUUGAUCGCCGUGCCUCACCGAUAUGUCGUCGAAUUCGCAGAUGGCGCUGAUGUCACCGGCUUCUAUGACAGAUUGGUAGACGCUGCGGCCCGGACAAGGAAGAACUUUACUUCCCCGUUCUUCCGAGGCGCGUCCAUCGAAAUGACUGAUGUCGAGACAUCGGAUCAGACUAUCGAGGAGAUUCGACAGAUGCCCAAUAUGCGGGUCUAUCCAGUCACCUUGGUUCCGGCCCCUGACGAUCAGGUUGUCUGGACAGCAUCGGGCGCGAAGCAAUCGGCACUCCUUCAGAAACGCCAAGACGAAGGCGAGGAGGCGGAAGAGGAGGCGGAAGAGAAAGACGAGUUUUCUACCCAUCUCCAGACUCAGGUGGAUCGUCUCAGGGCCGAAGGUCUAACUGGAAAGGGCAUCCGGGUGGCUGUCAUCGAUACCGGCAUCGAUUAUAACCACCCGAUGCUCGGAGGCUGCUAUGGCCCUGGAUGCAAGGUCGCCUACGGGUGGGACUUUGCGGGAGAUGAGUACUCAGGUGGCAAGUCUACGCCCGUAAAGGAUUGGGAUCCCAUGGACUGCAACGGCCAUGGAACCCAUGUUGCUGGUAUUGUCGCCUCCCAGUCAGGGAACGACUUUGGAGUCCAAGGCGCCGCUCCCGGCGUUACCCUUGGCGCCUACAAGGUCUUUGGCUGCUCCGGAGGUGUCGAGAACGAUGUUCUGAUCGAGGCCUUUAUCCGAGCAGCGGAUGACGGUUCCGAUAUUAUCACUGCUUCUAUUGGUGGACCAGGAGGCUGGUCCGAGGAGCCUUGGUGCGUCGCCGCCCAGCGCAUUGUUGAGCAGGGUAUUCCUUGCACCAUUGCUGCUGGAAAUGCUGGCGAUGCCGGCCUAUUCUAUGCUAGCUCCGCCGCCAGCGGUAAAGGUGUCAUUGCUGUCGCAUCAGUAGAUAACACUCACAGCCCCCAACUCCUGACCCCAUCACUCUUCGCCAUCGACGACGGCGAGAAGGAAGAGUGGGUCUGGACUGCUGGCAACCCCAAAGCCUUUGUCGAUACCGUGGACUUGCCCCUCGUCGCGUUCAACUUCAACAUUACCGACCCUGCAAACGGCUGUGAGGACUGGCCUGCGGAUGUUGACCUGACAGGAAAGAUCGCCUUCAUUCGCCGUGGCACUUGCACCUUCGUCGAGAAGGCUACCCGCGCUGCGGCGAAGGGUGCCCAGUACGUCAUCCUUUACAACAACGUCCCCGGCACCAUCACUGUGGAUGUCUCCGAGGUCUUUGGAAUCAGGGGCAUCGGCAUGGUAAGCCCUGAGCAGGGCGAGGCAUGGAUCAAGGCCCUCGAAGAGGGUUCCGAGGUUCGACUCACCAUCGGGAUGAAUGAUUUCGACCAGGUCCGAUUGGUCAACACCCCCAACGAACUCACGGGCGAUCUUCCCAGCCAGUUCACUUCCUGGGGCCCGACUUGGGAGCUCGAUGUAAAGCCCAUCAUUGCCGCCCCAGGUGGCAGCAUUCUCUCGACCCUUCCUCUCGAUGGUGGUGUCUUUGGUGUCUUGUCCGGUACCUCCAUGGCUACUCCCCUCGUGGCCGGAACUCUGGCUCUCAUGAUGGAAAAGCUUGGCAAAGUGACACCAUCCACCUUUGAGCGGCUGCUUGCCAACACCGCGAAGCCCGUCAAGUUCAGCAACGGAUCGGCGACUUUUGAUUUCUACGCGCCAGUACCUCAGCAGGGCAACGGUGUCAUUCAGGCCUACGACGCCACCUUUGCCUCCUCGAUCCUGGACAAGAGCAGCCUGCUUUUCAAUGACACCGAUCACGCCGUCGCCUCCCAAGAGUUCACCAUCACCAACAACGGUGACGAGGAGAUCACAUACGAGUUUGGAAACCUCCAGGCCGCGACAGUGUACCUCAAGAGUGGCUCCGGUCCCGAUGAUUUCAUGGAGACUUUCCCCACCGAUCUGACUGAAGAAUACACAGACAUUGCUUUUGAACCCGAAUCCAUCACAAUCGCCCCUGGUGAGGAGGCCACUAUCAAGGUCACCCCUACUCCGGCCGACUCCCUCGACGCCGAGAGGAUCGCGGUUUGGUCCGGAUGGGUAACCGUCAACGCCUCGGACGGAGCCCUCUACCACCUCGCCUACCAGGGUGUUGCCGGUAGCAUGCAAAGCUUGGCCCCCAUCACCGAGGACACCGACCGCGUCUUCAACCUCCCCAUUCCCGGAACGGCCAACUUGACAACCCGCGACGUUCAAUACAGCACCACCUUCCCCGGCUUCCUCAUCGCCCUCAACACGGGAAGUCUGAGCCGGGAACGCACCGCGAGGCCCUGGCUCUUCAACCCCAAGGGCCCAGCGGAUGAGGUGCUCUACUGGGACGGCGAGUUCCGCAACGGCUCCUUCGCCGCCGAGGGUAGGUAUAAAUUCAGGUUCCGGGCCCUCAAGGUCUUUGGAGAACCCGAGAACCUAGAAGACUGGGAGGUCAAGGACAUGCCCGCGUUCAACAUCCGAUACGUGGACCUGCUGGAAAAGGCAGGCAACCCCCGUGCAGCCCGGUUCCACCAGCAGGGUCUUCCGCACCACGUCCAAGUCUUCGGACCCAAGCAGUUGGUUCGAGACAAUGAAGAAGUGGUUCGGGUUCUAGUUGCGAGCAUUAGAAGGUAG